AUGGUUGAACAAGAGUAUUGGGACGAGGAUUUGGAUCCGAAGUCCCUCAAGGUAGCCGAGUUGCGGAAGAUCUUGUUGGAAAAUGAUAUCACUUUUAGUGGCCAUGACAAGAAAAGCGAUUUAGUCCAGUUAUUCAGGAGUAAUGCUAGGAUAAUACGGGCGAAUGCACUUAGAGUGAAAGAUGCGCGACCAGACUCUGCUGGUGUGCAGAAGGUACGCAGGGAUGGAAAGGUGAAAGAAGGCGCAGCGCAGAGGGCUGGAGGGAAGACCAGACGGGCGACGCGCAUCUCAUCUGCAGGAUCUGCGGAGGGCGAUUCCACGUUUGAAAACACAUCGGGGGUGGCAGAGGUGUCGAGUCCCUUCAGCGAUGUGAAUGAGUUUCAGCUGCACGCCAAUCCGCGAAAGCGGCGGAAGGACGAGGCGGAUGCAGAAGAUGAGAGCGACGGCGAUGGUGGAGCGGCAGCGAGACGCGUCAAACCUAAGAGGGGGAAAGUUACCGCCGAUCAACACAGACUGGCAUCUACAACUGCACAGGAGCGUAAUGCGCGCCGUUCGCCUAUCGCAGAAAAGGUGCAGUCGAAGCGCACUCCCACGAAGACCGGUCAUCGUUCACUAAUGAUACACAAGUUCGAAUCCUCUAGCGAGGACGAUUCUUCUGCUACAACAACUCCAGCCAAGAAGCUUCUGGUCUUCGAUCGCUCCUCUGAGAAAAAGCCAGAGAUCACUGACUUUACAUAUCCCGCGAGGAAGUACGCGGCGCCUGAUCUAUCAAAGUUGAAGGUCAGCCCUGAGUUCAAGGCGAAACUCGCGCAACUACAGGCAUCAAGCUCCAAAGCACAAAGUCCCCAAAGGGCUGGCGUAACCGAUACAGUGGAGUCGGAUGAUUCCUCUGUAAACCAAGCCGAGUCUAACUCUGAAGAUAACACUGAAACAAAUAGCACCAACUCAGUUUCUUUACGCAGACUUCGUGAACAGAAAAACAAUGUGGUGGCUCCUAGUACCAAGCACAACGUUUCUUCGAACAAGGGCACCCCCGUGAUAUCUGGUAACAAGGCUGUUGUUACCUCGACGAAGGACACGCCUGUGAAAUCUGGCACCAGAUCGGGCGCUGCCGCGAUCAGGGAUACCCCCGUGAAAUCUGGUACCAAGCCUGGUGUUUCCUCUACCAAGGGCACACCCGUGGCAUCUGGAACCAGGCACGCUGUUUCCUCAGCCAAAGGCACGCCUACUAAGGCUACCUCCGAACGGCUGACACAUAUCACCACCAAGGACUCCAGUAACAACCGCGCUAAAACGAGAAAACAGCAUAAAGUAGAGCACGAUAAACGUGAGAGUUUGAAGUCAGAGUCAUUGAGGGUUUCCAGUUCAAAGGCGCAGUCAACUUCGGUCAAUUCUAAAAUCGGCCGUUCAAAUACUAAGGCUGAAGAAUGUGUUGAGUCGGGCCCCGAAGAAGUGCCGGAAGACAAAGUCACGGACCAUUCUGAACUUGAAGAAGUAUCAGUUAAUGAAGAGACAGCUAUUGAGACAGUUGGUGGCGUGCGAAUCUUCUUUAACUACUUGAGACAUUGUGCGGUAAAACUGUUUACAUUCCUGUUAAUUGUUGUACCUAUCCUGUUUGGUCUAUGGUACAGGGAACAAAGAGUACUGAUAGGUUACUGUGGACAUGAAAUUAAUCUUCCAACCUUCACAAACACCGACAGUUCGCCGUUCCUUUCUCAAUUGGAUUUGUUUUUGCGGGAGGCAAAGCCAGCUUGUCUUCCAUGCCCAGAAAAUGCAAUUUGCUAUCCAUAUAUGAAGAUCAAAUGUAGGCCGGACUAUUCAGUCACACCUUCAAUUCUUUCUUUAUAUGGCUUAUUCCCUGUCAGUGAUAAAUGUGUCAAGGAUUCUAAGCGGGAAAAGUUAAUCGCUGAAGUAGUCCACAAGUCUUUAGAGCUUCUAAGGACUAAAAAUGCUCAAAUUCAAUGUGGAGAAUGUGAAGACGAUACCAUCAGUGGUAUCUCUGAAAAUGAACUAUAUCAAAUAUUUUUUGAAUCUAGGGCACCAUGGAUGAAUGAAGACGAAUUUCGGGAUAUAUGGCAACAGGUGGUUAAGGAUCUAAAAACUCAACCAGAGAUAGUUUGCAGGCAAGUGAGUAUUGAUCGACUAAAUGUUUUACCCUUUGUUUUAGACAAUGAUUUACUAACAAACUUGUUACAGGUUCCCACAAGAAGAACUUUCAUUCCAAGCGACACCGACGACCUCUUUGAGGCCGAUGACAUUCAAGAACAGGAGAGAUAUCUUCAACACACAGAGGAAAAGGAAUAUUUUCGCUCAGUAUCCAAGAAGUACAUCGGUAUCAGGUGCCAAUUUGAAAGGCAAGUAUAUAGAACUUACAAGCGUUUUACGCUGAUUUUUUGGGGUUCACUAAUUGUGGUUGUGAUAAUGCAGGUAUUAAAAAUAAAGUUGCAACAUCGUUUCAAGCAACAGGGCAUGGUGGAAGAUUUGAAUUCUCAAGUCAUUGAAAAAUUGCAACAAGCAGCGCAGUCUAAGACUGAGGGUGAACCUAGGUACCUCAGCACUGUUCAGUUGCGGGAUGUUUUGUUGUCAGAUGUCGCCGAUUUGAAAUACAAGAAUCAUCUAUGGAAUAAAGUUGUCCACAAACUAGAAAGUAACAACACGAACGUGAAAACCAUGUUAAUGGAAGUUCAUGGGGAAAUCAUGAAGUGUUGGGAAUGGGUUGGCCCAGUGGAAUAG
Eremothecium gossypii ATCC 10895 is the source of this 2733-nucleotide messenger RNA. Its product is annotated as AER303Wp. Gene Ontology annotation, molecular function: chromatin binding. Bases 1 to 2733 code for a protein of 910 amino acids. The record is from RefSeq and is marked provisional. Lineage: Eukaryota; Fungi; Ascomycota; Saccharomycetes; Saccharomycetales; Saccharomycetaceae. The transcript has a single exon. Gene Ontology annotation, cellular component: nuclear inner membrane.